Messenger RNA from Poeciliopsis prolifica (blackstripe livebearer), 1906 nucleotides. RefSeq names its product VRK serine/threonine kinase 2 (gene vrk2). Gene Ontology annotation, molecular function: protein serine/threonine kinase activity; ATP binding. Gene Ontology annotation, cellular component: cytoplasm; nucleus. Gene Ontology annotation, biological process: signal transduction; peptidyl-serine phosphorylation. The record is from RefSeq and is a predicted model, not a curated record. The transcript is spliced from 14 exons. Bases 114 to 1820 code for a protein of 568 amino acids. Lineage: Eukaryota; Metazoa; Chordata; Actinopteri; Cyprinodontiformes; Poeciliidae.
AUUUCCAGACGUUUAGUUUCACCGAAUUGUCGUUGGGGUUGCCAGGCGACACGGAUAACGGACGUUUGGUUGGGUUCUAAAACCUUCGGAGGUGCAAACUUUCAACAGAUGUAAUGGCAGCCCCAAGGAAGCGUGCCUUGCCCAAACCCCUCCCAGAUGACUUCAUACUGACAGACACUGAGAAAAAGAAAUGGAGGUUGGGGAAGAUCAUCGGUCAAGGAGGCUUUGGACUGAUUUAUCUGGCCUCCCAGGAUAUAAACAAGCCUGUUUCAUCAGACACAGACUUUGUCAUAAAAGUGGAAUAUUAUGAGAAUGGCCCCUUGUUCUCUGAGCUCAAGUUCUACCAGAGAGCAGCCAAACCAGAGAGCGUGGAAAAAUGGAAGAAAGGAAAGAAGCUGAGCUUUCUGGGUAUCCCAACGUACUGGGGAUCAGGACAGGCUGAAUACAAGAACCUUCGAUACCGUUUCAUGGCCAUGGACCGGCUGGGUUGUGACCUUCAGAAAAUCUGUGAGCACAACGGAGGUCGGCUGAAGAAGAGCACCGUAUUCCAGCUUGGCAGAAGACUGGUGGAUGUUCUGGAGUAUAUUCACGAAAACGAGUAUGUCCACGCUGACAUCAAAGCUGCCAAUCUCAUGUUGGGUUACAGAGACCCGGAAAAGGUUUACCUUGCAGACUAUGGACUCUCGUAUAGAUAUGCCCCUGAUGGUUUCCAUAAAGAAUACAAGGAAAACCCAAAGAAGGGCCACAACGGAACUAUUGAGUACACCAGCCUUGAUGCCCACAAUGGAGUUGCGCCUUCAAGACGUGGUGACCUCCAGAUCUUGGGGUUUUGUCUUCUUCACUGGUUAUGUGGGUCACUACCCUGGGAUGACGUCCUCAAAAACCCCAUGAAGGUGCAAGAGGCCAAAAUCAAACUGUUGGAUAAUCUGCCAGACUCGGUUCAGCAGCUGUCAGUGAGUGGAGCCAGCACAGAUGAGUUAGCUGAGUUUCUGAUUUACGUGAGAACUCUGGACUAUGACGAUAAGCCUGACUACAAGCUUCUUAAAGAGCUGUUGAAGUGUAGUGUCAAAGGAGGACUUGACCUAUCUAUGCCUGAAGGUCACCAAAGGUCAGCCGCCAAGGAGUCUUCUAAAAGAGAUAAGAAAGGAGGAACAGCCAAAUGGUCAUCCAGACUCAAGCUGAUGACUCCAGAGCUGGAUGAUGGAGAACCGGAAAGCCCAAAGUCCAAAUCGGUGUCAGCGCGCCACAUACGGGGCCCACCCCUCACUAAAUCUAGUGAGAACAAAGAGGUUUCUCCUGGAAAGUAUUUUCUGAGGCCGAGGCUCGAAUGUACGUAUGAAGAAAAAGAAGACAGUGAGGAGGAGGAGGAGGAUGAGAAAGAGGAGGAAAGAAAGCAUGUCAGAUCCAAAUCUAUUUCUGCAUGCUACCUGAGAGGUCCUCCCAUUGGCCCUGGAGAUCAGCCCAAACAGAGAACUAAAUCCAAAAGACCUGACAACAAAACAGACGGGCAGACCAGGACCAUGGCGAGACGAGAACAUCAACGCAGCCUCCAUGGCGGGGCACGGUAUGACAGGGAGAGACAGAUGCAUGAUGGGGAUUACAGAGAAUGCUGGGACGAAAAGCCGGAUCAGAAUGGAGGGCAGCACUACCAUACCCAUUCAAAGUACAGCCAGACCAUGUCAGAGUGCAAACCUGCCACCGUACAGAGAAAGUCCUGGAAGUCCAGGUUUGUCUGUGUGGGAUUCAUCCUUCUGGCGGGAGCUGCUUUAUUGUUCGCCGAAGUUCAAUUCAAUAGCAUAAGUGACUUAUUUAGCAGGUAGAAGGUAAUUUUCUUUUCAUGCUGCUCCUCAGGUCUUCUGGGCAGCCAUUUUCACUGUAAUAGGCUGAAAUACAAAGAUAUGCAUCA